Messenger RNA from Naumovozyma dairenensis CBS 421, 1233 nucleotides. RefSeq names its product endoplasmic reticulum-Golgi intermediate compartment family protein. Gene Ontology annotation, biological process: retrograde vesicle-mediated transport, Golgi to endoplasmic reticulum; endoplasmic reticulum to Golgi vesicle-mediated transport. NCBI's taxonomy places the organism in Eukaryota, Fungi, Ascomycota, Saccharomycetes, Saccharomycetales, Saccharomycetaceae. The record is from RefSeq and is a predicted model, not a curated record. Bases 1 to 1233 code for a protein of 410 amino acids. Gene Ontology annotation, cellular component: Golgi membrane; COPII-coated ER to Golgi transport vesicle; endoplasmic reticulum. The transcript has a single exon.
AUGUUAGUGAACAAAUCCACUUUAUUAUCAUUGGAUGCAUUUUCUAAGACUCAAGAAGAUGUUCGAAUUAGAACCAAGACCGGAGCAAUAAUAAGUAUCUCAUGUAUACUGGUAACGGUCCUGCUUCUUUUGAAUGAAUGGAUUCAAUAUAGUCAGAUUGUUACUAGACCAACGUUAGUGGUAGAUCGUGAAAGAAAUUUGAAAUUAGAUUUGAAUUUAGAUAUUAGUUUCCCAUCUAUGCCCUGUGAUAUCUUGAAUUUAGAUAUUUUGGAUGAUGCAGGUGAUUUACAACUGGAUAUUUUAAAUCAGGGGCAAUUUACAAAGACAAGAUUGGACCGUAUGGGGAAUGUCAUUGAAGUGUCGAAAUUUAAAAUCGAUGAUGAUGUGGCUGAAUUUCCUCCUAAUGAUGAAAACUAUUGUGGUCCUUGUUAUGGAUCUAUUGAUCAAUCUGGCAAUGACAAAAUUGAAAGUGUAAAGGAUAAAAUUUGUUGUCAAACUUGUGAACAAGUUCGUGAAGCUUAUUUGAAGGCUGGGUGGGCAUUUUUUGAUGGGAAAAAUAUUGAACAAUGUGAAAGAGAAGGUUAUGUCACUAAGAUUAAUAAGCAUUUAAAUGAAGGUUGUAGGGUGAAGGGGAAUGUUCUUUUAAAUAGAAUUCAAGGAAAUAUUCAUUUCGCACCGGGGAAGGCAUUUCAAAAUGUCAAGGGUCAUUUCCAUGAUAGUUCACUUUAUGAAACUUCACCUGAUUUAAAUUUCAAUCAUAUUAUCCAUCAUUUAAGUUUUGGUAAAACAAUUGAACAAUUAGCACAAUUAAGAGGUGCCACAGUGGCGACAUCUCCAUUAGAUGGUCAACAAAUUUCUCCCUCAUUCGAUUCUCAUUUAUAUAGAUACUCAUAUUUUGUCAAGAUUGUACCUACAAGGUAUGAAUAUCUUGAUAAGAUGAUAUCUGAAACUGCCCAAUUUAGUGCUACUUUUCACCAAAGUUUAGUGACAGGUGAGAGAGAUCCAGAAAAUCCAAAUAUUAAGUAUUCAAGAACUGGAUUACCUGGAUUAUUCAUUUAUUUCGAAAUGUCCCCAUUGAAAAUUAUUAAUACAGAACAACAUUUCAAAUCAUGGUCUGGUGUCUUUUUACAUUGUAUUACCAGUAUUGGUGGUAUAUUAGCUGUAGGGACAAUUCUAGAUAAGUUUUUCUAUAAGGCUCAAAGAACUGUCAUAAAUAGGAAGAGCACUAACUAA